GGCUUACCUGUGUUUGUAAACAGAACAAGCAAAGACACCGCGAUGAAAAUGGAUAACCUCUCAUACUUGAUUUAGAUUGAAGAGAAAGCACAAUGAGGACUGUUCCUACUUGGGUUGACAAAGUGCAAGAUCACGACAAAGUAGAACAAUGUGUCUACGAUUUGUGCUUCAGCCCUGAUGGGGCUCAACUGAUUGUAGCUGCUGGGCAAAGAGUCUUGGUUUAUGAUGCUAAUGAUGGAUCUCUAAUUCAACCUCUAAAAGGUCAUAAGGAUAAUGUGUACUGUGUGAAUUAUGCCAAAGAUGGAAAAAGAUUUGCUUCAGGAAGCUCAGACAAAAGUGUGAUCAUUUGGACUAAUAAGUUGGAGGGAAUAUUAAAAUACACCCACAGUGACGCGAUUCAGUGCCUGGCGUACAAUCCAAUUUCGCAUCAGCUUGCGAGUUGCGCGAUCAGCGACUUUGGUCUGUGGGCGCCUCAGCAGAAAGCUGUGCAGAAGCACAAAUCCAACGCUAGGAUAAAUGCCUGCGCCUGGUCAAAUGACGGUCAGAUUUUGGCUUUAGGCUUGGCGAGCGGAUGCAUUUCGCUGCGGAGCAAAACCGGAGAGGAGAAAAGUCGUCUCGAACGGCCUGGGCUGUUUCAAUCACCAAUUUGGGGACUGGCCUUCAAUCCUGCCAAGGACGAUGGGUGCGACACACUUUGUGUUGCCGAUUGGAGCCAAACUCUCUCGUUUUACGCGCCAGUAAACAAAAAGGAGGAUAUUUUUUCUUACAAAAUUGCAGGGAAAGAGCGGUCCCUUGGCUUUGAUCCUUUGUCCAUCAGCUACUUCAACCAGGGCCAAUACCUGUUGGUGUCGGGGUCAGGAGGAAACUGCAUCCUUCUGACUAGAGACGGAGUGCGGCUCGGGGUAAUCGGACAGCAGGAAACCUGGGUCUGGGGAGUUGCUGCGCGGCCGGACUCCAAUUUUAUAGCCCUAGGCUGUAAUGAUGGCACGAUUGCGUAUUACCAGCUCGUUUUCAGUACUGUGCACGGCCUGUACAAGGAGAGAUACGCUUACAGAGAAAACAUGACAGAUGUGAUCAUUCAGCACUUGCUGACAGAACAAAAAGUCAGGAUCAAAUGCCGAGAACUGAUUAAAAAGAUUGCAAUUUACAAACAUCGUUUAGCUGUGCAACUACCAGAAAGGAUAAUAAUUUACGAGCUCUACGCUGGCGACUCCUCAGGAAUGCAUUACCGAGUGAAGGAGAAAAUUAACCAAAAGCUUGUCUGCAAUUUGCUUGUUGUGUGCGCUGACCACCUCGUCUUGUGCCAAGAGAGGAGACUUCAAUGCCUGAAUUUGCAAGGAGCUGUUGUGCGAGAAUGGGUUAUGGAUUCGCUGAUUAGAUACAUCAAAGUUGUGGGCGGUCCACCGGGUAGAGAGGGACUGCUAGUCGGCUUGAAGAAUGGAGAGGUUUUCAAAAUUUUUAUAGACAACCCUUUUCCUAUCAGUCUGCUGAAAAUAGGCUCGCCUAUCAGGUGCCUCGACUUGAGUGCUUCGCGCAAGAAACUUUCGAUCGUCGAUGAAAACAGCCAGUGUUUAGUUUAUGAUCUCCAAACGUCAGAGUUGCUUUAUCAGCAACCAAACGCCAACUCUGUUGCAUGGAACUCGCAUUUCGAAGAUAUGCUAUGCUUUUCUGGAAACAAUCUGCUCAGCAUCAAAGUUGCAGAUUUCCCUGUGCACCAACAAAAACUCUCUGGAUUUGUUGUGGGACUAUGCGGUUCAAAAAUCUUCUGCCUGCACAUCGCCACAAUGUCUACAGUUGAAGUUCCACUUUCAGCGCCCAUGUAUCAAUACUUAGAAAAGAAAAUGUUCAGAGAAGCGUACCAAGUAGCAUGUUUGGGUGUAACAGAGGGAGACUGGGAAAGCUUAGCUCAUGCAGCUCUGGACGACUUGGACCUAAGUGUUUCUCGAUUAGCGUUCAUUCGGAUCAAAGAUAUUAACUACUUGCAACUGAUUUACGAGAUCGAGGAACGACAACGAAAAGGAGAAAACAGACAUGAUGUUUUUCUCGCUGACGUACUGGCCUUCCGUGGCCAGUUCAAAGAAGCGGCUAGGCUUUAUAAAAAAGAAGGGCAGCCUCAAAAGGCGCUGGAAAUGUACACCGACUUGAGAAUGUUCCACUUAGCCCAGGAAUAUUUGGGUUCAGAAGAGAGUGCAACUUUGACCAAGAAAAAAGCCGACUGGGCCAAAAGCAUCAACGAGCCACGAGCAGCCGCGGAAAUGUACCUGUCCGCAGGGGAGACGAUGAAAGCAAUAGAUAUAAUUGCGGAAAACGGGUGGAUCGAUAUGCUUCUUGAAAUUGGACGGAAACUGGACAAAAGUGAUGUGGAAGUAAUGGCUAGACUGGCAGAGCACCUGAGCGCUCUGGGACACUUGCCAGCAGCAGCGGACAUGUAUCGGAAACUCGGCAAUAUUGCAAGCGUGGUAAAAUUGUACGUGCAAGCGAGAGAGUGGAGAGAGGCGUUCUCUUUGGCUGAACAACAUCCAAAUCUGCGAGACCUGGUCUACGUGCCGUACGCCCAGUGGCUGGCGGAAAAUGAUAACUUUUUGUUAGCUCAAAAAGCAUUCCAUAAAGCUGGACGGCCGCAGGAGGCGUUGAAAGUUCUGCAGCAACUCACGGACAAUGCGAUUAAUGAAAAACGAUUUGACGACGCUGGCUAUUACAAUUGGGUGCUGUCGAUGCAGUACUUGGAUAUGGCCAGGGAAAAGCUGGAGGAGCAGGACAACAUGCUGAAGAGGUUUAUGGAGUGCCAACAGGACGCUUCGAUUUACUACGCUUACCAUGCAAUUCAAAGAUAUACAGACGAGCCGUUCACGUCAUACAUGCCAGAGGCCCUCUUCAACAUAGCAAGAUUCCUUCUGCACGAAAUCAAGGAUUCAAGGCCCAAAGGUGUGCUUCAAUUCAGCAUUCUGUACACUUUAGCAAAGCAAGGGAGUAAUUUGGGAGCGAACAAGCUUGCUCAGCAAGUUAUCACAAAGAUGCAGAAAAUGAGGAUACCGCCACGAUUUCAAGAAAAUGUUGAAUCAACUGCCCUGGCAAUUAGAGCGUUGCCUUUCACAGACAACGAGGACCUUCAGCCUAUGUGCUACCGGUGCAGCAGUUACAACCCAUUGCUCACAAACUACAGCAAUAACUGCGCGAAUUGCUUUCAGCCUUGGGUUUUUUCUUAUGUUUCAUUUGAAACUUUGCCACUGGUGGAAUUUCGACUAGAGGCAGGCAUUACGGAUGAGGAAGCGGCUAGGCUGUUGCAACUUUCAGACGAAUCAAAGCAACCUUCAGGGUGGAAAGAGGGACAAGAGGGAGAGGCUGAAGUGCUCACGUUCGAUGAGUCAGCCACACAUGACCCAUUCACUACCCCAGCUUUAAAUUUUGAUGACUAUAAUGACCUAAGCACCAAUUUUAUCACCCUGGGCCGAGAUAAUUUAAAGGCACUGGAGCCGCACGAGGUUAUAAUUAUGAAGUGGCCUCCACCGCUUCGCUGUCAGUAUUACCGCAACCUCUUGCCUGACGUGCCGAUUGCGCACUGCCAAGCAUGCAAUAAGGUAUUCCACGUUGACGACUUUGAGCUUCAAACUCUGCAGAAAGGUCACUGCCCUUUCUGCAGGACUCCUCCUCCGCAUUUAAAACAAGAAAAAGAGGACGAUCUAGAUAUGUUCUUAAACUAAACAGAAGUGGUGUUACCUUGCAAAUAAAAUGGCUGCUGUAUA
This is a messenger RNA of Cloeon dipterum, 3743 nucleotides long. It is a transcript of the gene Oseg1, whose product is annotated as intraflagellar transport protein Oseg1. The coding region runs from base 93 to 3701 and encodes 1202 amino acids. The record is from RefSeq and is a predicted model, not a curated record. Lineage: Eukaryota; Metazoa; Arthropoda; Insecta; Ephemeroptera; Baetidae. Gene Ontology annotation, molecular function: protein binding. Gene Ontology annotation, biological process: non-motile cilium assembly; intraciliary retrograde transport; protein localization to cilium. The transcript is spliced from 24 exons. Gene Ontology annotation, cellular component: intraciliary transport particle A; non-motile cilium.